AUGGAGGCUCUUCUGCAGGGGCGGACAGAAAGGUUCUUCGUGGCUGCAGAGGAUUUCACACUGUCUCUUUUGUGUACAUUUGGUGACUGGUACAACAGUUCAGGGCAGGCGGAGCGUCUCAGAAGACAGUUUGCCCUGACUAACACCUCUCGUACUGCAAUGGAACUGUUUGUUCAAGAGUGGCAGGUUUUUCUCCCACGUAGGCAGAUGAGGGUAUUCCAGAUCUGCCCCAUCCUAGGAUUUCUGGCUGUGUUUUUAACCACACCAAUCAUCCUUGCCCGGAUCCUGUCCCGAGCUCACUUACGACAACAGACUCGCUACCUUCUCCUGGCCAAUGCCCUGCUUAGUGACCUACUCUUUGUGGCUUUCUACAUGCUGACCACCUGUUUGAAUGCAGCCAGUGUGCUGAUGUCAGACUUGGCCUGCACUGCCAUGCUGUUCCUGAUGGGCAUCUUUUACAGCGGUGGGAUCUUCAGCGCCACUGCCAUAGUGGUAGACACUUCGUUGGCUAUAUUUGCACCAUUACGAUAUGCUAUGCUGUGGCCAGUCUCCAGAACCUAUGCAGCUGUCUUCACUAUCUGGGCCAUUUCUGUCUUCUUCCCUGCUGCAUCUGCAGGUCUCUUCCUGUGGUACCAUACGAUGAGCCCCUGCACCCAACACAUCUGCUCUCUGCCUCUGUUUCUAGUGCUAACUGUUAGCCAUUCGAAGCCCCUCCAGAUGUGCAUGUUACUAACAGUCAUGGCUGUCCUAAUCACCCUGCUGCUGGUGGUCUCUGGUUAUGUGGUACUGUACUGUCAUACCAGAAUGUCCGGAGUGUGGCAUGGAGAGCGAUCAUCCCGGGCUAAAGGAACAUUUCUUGUUCACUAUCUCCACCUGUUCCUGGCUGUGUGUCCCAUGCUACUACUGGUCAUCAAGUUGAUGCUGUACAGCUACAGCAGUAAGUUACAUCCCAGUACAGGCCUCUGGGUCUCGCUGGUGCUAUGCAACAUCCUGCUGGUUUUGCCCAAAGCUCUGGCACCCUACCUGUAUGGGCUCAGGUACAGGGACUUGCGUGGGGCUCUGCUGGAUUUUUUUAGGCUGAAUAGACCCAGGGCCAUCACACCUGUCAUGUGA
Molecule: messenger RNA, 1113 nt
Organism: Neoarius graeffei (lesser salmon catfish)
Lineage: Eukaryota; Metazoa; Chordata; Actinopteri; Siluriformes; Ariidae
Product: probable G-protein coupled receptor 148
Exons: 1
Coding region: 1-1113 (370 amino acids)
Biological process (GO): G protein-coupled receptor signaling pathway
Cellular component (GO): membrane
Molecular function (GO): G protein-coupled receptor activity
Source: RefSeq, a predicted model, not a curated record